Molecule: messenger RNA, 4878 nt
Organism: Melanotaenia boesemani (Boeseman's rainbowfish)
Lineage: Eukaryota; Metazoa; Chordata; Actinopteri; Atheriniformes; Melanotaeniidae
Gene: zhx3
Product: zinc fingers and homeoboxes 3
Exons: 7
Coding region: 421-3867 (1148 amino acids)
Biological process (GO): regulation of transcription by RNA polymerase II
Cellular component (GO): nucleus
Molecular function (GO): DNA-binding transcription factor activity, RNA polymerase II-specific; DNA binding
Source: RefSeq, a predicted model, not a curated record
UCGUAUUUUCCUCCCCUCUACUGCCUGCUUUAACACUGAGAGACACUCGAAAUAAACAAGCGCAAAGAGAGGUUCGUUGUUGGGACCGGUCUGGCUCCGGUGGCACGUUUAUCAGCAGCCGAUGGACAGAGGGGUCGUGCACCUAUAAGUUACCAUCAGUGAAACCCAAACCUCCCGUCCGUUACUGGUUCCUCUGAGCCCGUUUUAAUGUAAACUUUUUAAUACCUGCGCUGCAUUCACUGAGCUCCGACAAAAGCGAGGAUUGCCUGUAAAACUGCAGAGAGAACUACUUGGACCUAUGGAAACACUCCGCCAUCCUCCCUCCCCCAUGCCUGGUCUAUAGCAAACAAAUAACCCAUCUUCUCUCUAACACCCUGCUCUCAGCCAUUUGACCAGCCCUUCCCACCCUGUGGUCACACCAUGGCCAGCAAGAGGAAGUCUUCUACGCCUUGCAUGAUCCCUAGCAAGAUUAUCUGCCCCAUAGAAGAGGUUGAGCAGCACUCACCUGUUCUUCUACGUCAGUCCAGGAUUUCUGGAAGUAACAGUCAUAGCCCUCUAGACCCUGGUGAGUCUUCCAAACUGGAGGCGAGGGAUGCUGACAAGGACGGUGCUGGCACUUAUACCUGCAAGCCUUGUAAUUAUGAAACCCAUGACCUUAACUUAUUCUUGGAUCAUGUUUACUCUGGGCAUCCAGACUUCCGUGCAGACCCCAGCUUUGUUUGCAUGAGUUGUGCCGUUUCUGCGCCUAAGUUUGAAGGCCUGGCCCUGCACAAUGCCAGGGUUCACCCCAGUACAUUGAAUACUACUCUGCAACUGAGGAAGAGGGACAGGAGGAUGGUGGUAGAACAGAAUCUGGUGAGUGGGGUAGAGACAGGCAAGGACAGUGAGAUUUCCAUCACAAAAACCCCAAUAAUGAGGAUGCUAAAGGGCAAAUCAGAGCCUAAACGGAUUGUAGUGUCUCACCUGGUCUCUGAAGAACCAUCCUCAGACCGACACUCUAUCUCUGCAUCAAGAGAUACUGAAAGGAAAGAGACUGCUGCAGUGACAGUCACACACGUCCCUACAAUUGUUCACAAUGGAACAACCAAGGUCACGUUGCCCUCGGCUAUCCAAAUAGUCAACGGUUCUGCAGCAUUACCGAUGUUAAAGACGCCCAUCACACAGGUGGUUUCAGUAGCUCAAAACAGAAGCCUUUCCCAUGCUGCACCAAUCACAGCCUCCUCAACUGUUUCCUCAGCUUCCUCACAUUCAUCCUCAAAAAAUCUCCCAAAGGUAAUGAUUCCUUUGAGCAGCAUCCCCACCUACAGUGCCUCCAUGGAUGACUCCUCCUUCCUGAAGACCUCCUUCAGUAAGUUUCCAUACCCUACAAAGGCUGAGCUCUGCUACCUGACUGUGGUCACGAAGUUCCCUGAAGAGCAGAUCAAGAUCUGGUUCACAGCUCAAAGACUAAAACAAGGCAUCAGCUGGUCUCCAGAAGAGAUAGAGGAGGCUCGGAGGAAGAUGUUCAACACCAUCAUUCAGACAGCACCUGCCACCUCACAGAACCGCACUCAGAGUCACCACAGCCCUGCUCAACACACUAUUACAGUUCUGCCUGCCUCACUUGGGCCCACAGGAAUCCCCCAGUUUCUGCAGGGAUCCCUUGUCAGCCAGGGAGGGGUGAUCGUCACACAGCCUGUGGUGGCAAAUGGUAUUCAGGUCAGCAGUGCUCCGGUGGCCCUGGCUGUCACACCUAAGCCUCAGGCAGCGGCACGGCCAAUGAUGCAGGCCCGACCUGCUGCAGCUCUGGUGGCGGACAAAGGAAUUAGCAUGGUGGUGGGUACAGUGGGAAGCAGUAGUGCAGGAAGCAACAUAAUUAGCAGCAGUAAUAGUAAAAGUGGGGGAGGGGGCACAAGCAUUACUAGUAGUAGUCAGUCUGGUGCCAUCAAUCUCAGUCUUGGAAGCAACAGUCAUAGCAAUGCUAAGGUAAGCAGUGUCAAUGGUAAGCACAGUAGUGCUAAUGCUGACUCCAAUGACAAGAGAAAUGGUAAUGAUACCAGCCGAAUAAGUACUAAGAACACUGUUAUCAGCAAGGCAAACAGCACCAGCAUUGUGCAUAGGGACAACAAGGUGACCACGGACAGCAAAGCUGUUAACAGCAGCAAAACAAGCGGUGAUGGACACAAGAGUAAACACUCUAAUGAUGGUUACAACAUAAAUGACACAAGUAGCACAAGCACGGAUGAUGUUGAUCCCUCUGCCAGAGACUCUCCAAUUAUCAAAAUGGAGGAAGCAUCAUCCCCUGCCUCCAAAUCUUCCUCCCCAUCUCCUUCAGCUCCCUGCAGUACAGCUGGCUCCCGGACACCUGUCAAUUCAUUCUUGGACCCCAACUUUUACAAGGGCAAGAAGUCUCAGGAGCAGCUCAAUGCCCUGAAGGACAGCUUCCAGGUGAGCCAAUUUCCUGACCAGGAAGAAGUAGACCGCCUCAUUGCUUUGACUGGCCUCACUGUGCGAGAGGUCCGCAAGUGGUUCAGUGACCGGCGCUACCACUUUCGCAACCAAAAGGGCACACGUUCCAGCACAGGAAGUCAAAAUAAGCCCAGCACUGUCUCUGGAGCAGGAAGUGGUCCAAGUACACCUGUGAGCUGCGCUGCCACCAGCAGUGCCACCCCUGUGGAUCUGUCAGAAAGUCGCAGCAACUCUGUUGCUAAAACGCCUCAGCACAGCUCCCCUAAUGCCCCUCUGAGCCCAUCUGCAACACACACUCCCACUUCGCCCACCACACCUUCCCGCCGACUCCCCAGACCACCUUCACCAGAUUUCACAGCCAUCCGUUAUAAGGAGAGAGACCCCCAUCAGGUUAAGGCCCUUGAGGCUAGCUUUACUGAGAAUGCUGAUCCAUCAGGAGAAGAGGUGGAUAGGCUGCGAUCUGAGACCAAGAUGACCAGGAGAGAGAUCCAUGGCUGGUUCACUGACAGGAGGAAGAGAGUGGCUGCAGAGAAAAAGAAAGAGGAGGCAGAUCGCGUCUUCAAAGAUGAUGAGGAGGACAUUGAGGCUGAUGGGGAAGAGAGACAGAAAGAUGAUGGUUUUGGAGAGCCAAAAGUCAACCCUAUUAAAAUAAAUCUAAAGAUGCUAAAGGUGACAGAGGCCAGUGGCAAAACAGAGGGAGAAGGGUUGGAUAAUUCAACUAUUCCAUCUCAAUCCAGCAACUCACCUACUUCCUCCCUUGGCGCCAACUCCUCCUCCACCUCCAAACCAUCUCAGUCCUCCACAUCAACCCCAAAAGCAUCUCACUCCCCAAAACCUACAACCAUCCGAGGCAAGAAGACAGCGGAGCAGCUACACCUGCUCAAACAAGUCUAUGCUCGGACCCAGUGGCCCAGCGCUGGUCAGUAUGACGAGUUAAUCUCAGGCACUGGGCUGGCCAGACCUGAGGUGGUGCGCUGGUUCGGGGAUUGUCGUUAUGUGCAGAAGAAUGGGCAACUGAAGUGGCUGGAGGAGUACCAGAACAUGGCUUUGGAGGAGGACCUGAAGCAGGAGAAUACGGAGAUCCUCCAGGCUCACCUUGACGUCCACGGCAGACUGGAAGAGUCACAGCUGCAGGAACUAGCUGAUGUGAGCGGAUUGAGUGCAGACCUGGUGCGACAUUGGUUCUCUACCAAGACAGCUCAGCUCAAAACCAAACAAGCUGCUGCUCAUACGACAGAAGCAAGCUCGGUUGUACCAGGCGUGGCAGGAGAGCCACAGACGACAGGACCCUCCCCUUUAGAGCCACAGCCAGGAGGCGGGACCGAGGAGAAAAUGGAGCAGUCAGUGUGCGGCGUUGCAACAGAAGCAGAGGAGACCAACACUGACAAGAAUGUAAAUGCUAAUAAAGAAACUGAUUGAAGAGGCCUUUGUGUUGGGAGGUGGAUUUUACAACGCAGGUGGUCUUUGUUCUGGAGUCUGACUAAAAGCCAGCAGAUGCGUUUUGUAACAGGAUCACUGGAUGGAAAUGGAUCUUGAAUCUUUCCCCACCCACUCAUCACUCACUUCCUCCCUCUCUCCCUCCGUUCUCCAAACUCCCACCCCCAGAGGUAGGCACGACCUCCUCUGCGACGUGAGAUGGACACUAGUCACUAAUCCCCACAUCCACUCCCUCCUAUUUUGUGUCGACCUCUUCUACACCAACAUCCUCUCUAAUAUUCUGCCGUUUCCCUUUUCGAAGAAAGUAGAGACUGAUGUGCAGGGGUGGGGAUGGAGGUGGAGGGAGGUUAAGAUGUCAGCGUGCUGCCAUGUUUGCUCCUCCUGCCCUCUGUGAUGGGACAAAGGACAGAGUAAAGUGUGACUGAGAUUGAAGCCUGAUUUUGGGGUGGAUUGGGUUUAGACAGAAGAAUACAAGAAUCUGCAGUGUUGAUAUCAUAAUUUGUUUUGGGAUGUGAAAAAACUGCACAAGUCAUGCUACAGGGUGCCUGCCGAGGCCUUAGAUGAACAUUGUUGUUUUUUGUCUUCAUAUUCUUGCUUUUUAUAUUUGCAGCUUACUUUAAAUGUGCGAGCCAAGCUGUGGACAUCACAUCUUUGAUCUCUGUCAUUUCUAUCUUCAUGCUCCACUUAAAUUGGACUUCAAAGUGUUUGGUAUGUGAAGACAUUUGGAAUUAUUUUAUUCAAAGAGGGCAAGCACCCUGUGGUGUCUACAACAGAAAAAAAACACAACAUAGUAGGCAGUAUGGAAUAUGGUUUGUGUGGUAGCAUUAAGUGCUUCUUUACAUCAUCGAAAUGUACGUACAUUUGUUUCUAUGGAACUUUCUUACUGAAUAAAUUUGACUGUAAAAGAACUGUGAACUUUAGGAAAAGUUCCAUACUUAGGCUUGAUGUACAAUUUUUACAGAUGUAUUUGCAGAAUAAACAGAAUGUUAUGUA